This is a messenger RNA of Agelaius phoeniceus (red-winged blackbird), 4087 nucleotides long. It is a transcript of the gene VPS26B, whose product is annotated as VPS26 retromer complex component B. Gene Ontology annotation, biological process: intracellular protein transport. The record is from RefSeq and is a predicted model, not a curated record. Lineage: Eukaryota; Metazoa; Chordata; Aves; Passeriformes; Icteridae.
GCCGCGGGGUCCGGCCGCGCCGGCCCGCGCCGCAUCCCGGGACCAUGAGCUUCUUCGGGUUCGGGCAGAGCCCGGAGCUGGAGCUGGUGCUGAGCGACGCCGAGAGCCGGCGGCGGGUGGAGCACAAGACGGAGGAAGGCAAGAAGGAGAAAUACUUCCUCUUCUAUGACGGCGAGACCGUGUCGGGCAGGGUGGUCCUCACCCUCAAGAACCCCAACAAGCGGCUGGAGCACCAGGGAAUCAAAGUGGAGUUCAUCGGGCAGAUCGAGCUCUACUAUGACCGAGGGAACCACCACGAGUUCGUGUCCCUGGUGAAGGACCUGGCCCGGCCUGGGGAGUUCACUCAAUCACAAACGUUUGACUUUGAGUUCACACAUGUGGAGAAACCUUACGAGUCCUACACGGGGCAGAAUGUGAAGCUAAGGUAUUUCCUCCGUGCCACCGUGAGCCGCAGGCUGAACGAUGUGGUGAAGGAGAUGGACAUCGUUGUGCACACUCUGAGCACCUACCCCGAGCUCAACUCCUCCAUCAAGAUGGAAGUGGGCAUUGAGGACUGCCUGCACAUCGAGUUCGAGUACAACAAGUCCAAGUACCAUCUAAAAGAUGUGAUUGUGGGGAAGAUCUACUUCCUGCUGGUGCGGAUCAAGAUCAAGCACAUGGAGAUUGACAUCAUCAAGAGGGAGACAACGGGCACGGGGCCCAACGUGUACCACGAGAACGACACCAUAGCCAAGUACGAGAUCAUGGAUGGGGCACCUGUGAGAGGGGAGUCCAUUCCCAUCAGGCUCUUUCUGGCUGGCUAUGAGCUGACUCCAACCAUGAGGGACAUCAACAAGAAGUUCUCUGUGCGUUAUUACCUCAACCUGGUGCUGAUUGAUGAGGAGGAGAGGCGCUACUUCAAACAGCAGGAGGUGGUGCUGUGGAGGAAAGGGGACAUCGUGAGGAAGAGCAUGUCCCACCAGGCGGCCAUCGCAUCGCAGCGCUUCGAGGGCAGCUCCUCGCACGGCGAGGCCAAGGCCCCCGGGCAGCCCGCGGACAACAACGGCCGCCAGUGAGGCCGGGGGGCGCCGGGACCCCCCAGCACCGCGGGGCACCAGGGACCUCACCGAGUAAACCCGGAUUGGACUGCAUUCCUUCCUUCCUUCGGAGGGCUGGCGGGGUGGGACGGGGCGGGAGGGCUCGGCCAGCUGCAGCGGAGGCACCGUGGCACUGCCCAGUCCAUCCAUUCCUUGGGGGCCGUGGCUGCUUGGAGGCCAUGCCCGAGCUCCUGAUCUCCUCCUGGUCUCCUCUGUGUCCCGAGAGCUCCCAGGGGCUGUGGGGAAGGAGAGAGCGAGGGGAGGCCCAGGCUGCCGUGUGCAGGGUGCUUUGGGCUGUGCAGGAUGGAUGUUUGCCUUGCCUUUUGGAAAUCUUGCCUGGUGAUGAGCUGGAUGGAGGUCCCAGCAGAAGGAGCUAGAGGAGGGAUCAGAGACUGGUGUGACCUGCUGGAAACCUUGUGGUGUCAUCCCCUCGCUGCUUCCCCUUCUUCCUCUUCGUGCUGGCGUUGGAUUCCUUGCCUCAAGCAGCUGGAUGCUGGAGGUGACUCAGCCCUGGGACUGCCACCCAGCCACGUGGAGCACGGGCUGUGUCCCACCAGGAGCUGGGGCUGGUAGGAGGGAGUGAGAUGUGGCUGCAGGAGGAGGUGCCAUGGCGUGGGCAGAGCGGUGACGGUCCCAGUGCUCAUGGGUGGGCAACAAAAUGGGGCCAGGAAGGCUCCUGGCCACGAGCUGUGCCUUCCUUCUCUUGUCCUGAGAUCCACACUCGGCUGCUGCUCUCGUGCAGGUGCUGCUGCAGGGAGGUGUGGAGAGCAGCUCUGGAGCUCCUGGGGGCUCUCCUGUGGGUGGGUUUGUGCUGCCCAUGCUGCCCUGCCUGUGUCUGUGUCCUGGGGACAGGGCAGGCUGUGUGUGGGGAUGGACAGCAGUGUGGGGACGCGUGCAUGCGGUCUGGUUUGCUGAGGUUUGCUGCCUCGUGCCUGCAGGAUGAGGGUUAGCGGGGACAGAAGGGGGAUGCAGUUGUUGUGGGGGGCUCAAACAGGCCAGUGUGGGCUGCUGGAAGGAGCCAAGCAGCACCUGGAAGGGUGGCAGAGCUCUGAUUCCAGAGACACAUUCCUGAGGCCUGAGCUGAAGUCACCAGCGAGGUCUGAGAGCAUGCAGUGAGCUGAGAACCUGAAUGUGGGUUUUCUUUUUUUUUUAAAUAAGCUGCUUUUAGCCUUCAGCUAAGUAGACUCAUGAGCACAUUCCCAGAAGGAAGUCACUCCUCCAUUAAAAAUCAGAUGUGGCUUUGUAGACUUGAUUGACUGAGUUUGGAGGAUGUCCCUCCUGUUCAAGCAGGUGGUGACACCUCCUACCCCAGGGAGAGACCAGCCUGCACCAAGUGCUGGGAUAUGAGCUCUGUCAAGUGGGAUUUGUCUGGAUUUCCCUGAAUUUGUGGCUUGUUAGUUUGUCCAGCUUCCUUUUGGCUCUGGAAUCAAGUUCCUCUGUCCUACAGCUGAGUGUGGAGCGGGUGUCUGGGCAAUGGAAGUGUCUGCUGUGUUCAGUGGAACGGUGCUGGUGGAGGGAGUGGGGCUGGGGUGGGAAGGGGGAGCUUUUUCUGUAAUGACAGCUACUGUAUUUCAGUGAUAAAUGUGUGUUUCUGCUUGCCAAAGUCAGUUAUCUUUUCCUCACCACGUGUAAGGUUGUGGUUUGUAGUAGAGCUGGCCAGUCUCGCUCUGUAGAGGACACUGAUGCUCUCCUCUCUGCUCAGUGCUUGUGUCACCCCCUGGUUCUGCUGUGCCCCACUGAGGACCUGGCUUGCUUGUCCCCCCACGGGGAGUCUGUGCCAUGGGCUGGGCCCUGCCUUCCCAAGGCUGGGGCAAAACCUCCCUGCAAACAACAAUCAGCCUGCUGUGCCAGGGCAGGGCUGGGCACCUCUGCCAUGGCAGGGACCCUGGGUGGCACUUGGGACACUCCUCCCUCCCUCCCUCCUUCCCUGGGGGGAACUGGCUGUGCUGCAGCCAGGCACAAUCCUUGAGGGACAAGUGAGGCUCCUUUGGGAGCUCUUGGGGAUAGCAAAGUGUUCUAAGGGGAACUGAGCACAGCAGUGCCCUUACAAUCUUCUUCAGCUUUCCUUCAGCUCCCUCCUUGCCUUUAUUCCUUUAUUCCUUUAUUCCUUUAUUCCUUUAUUCCUUUAUUCCUUUAUUCCUUUAUUCCUUUAUUCCUUUUUUCCUUUAUUCCUUUAUUCCUUUAUUCCUUUAUUCCUUUUUUCCUUUAUUCCUUUUUUCCUUUAUUCCUUUAUUCCUUUAUUCCUUUUUUCCUUUUUUCCUUUAUUCCUUUACUCCUUUAUUCCUUUAUUCCCCUGGAUUGUAGGCCAUGUAGAAGGAAAGAAACCCCCUGGAUGGAGAUGUCUCUGCAUUCCAGGAGUGGUUUUUUCCUGCCUGACUGGGUGUGAGAUCAUUGCCUGGCUCUAAGGAGGUGGCUGUUCAACAUCUGCUCAUCCCUCCUGGAGGGUUCCUUUGGAAAAGGUGCAUGAGCCUGUGCAUUGAUUGAGCCUGUACAUUGAUUGAGCCUGUACAUUGAUUGAGCCUGUACAUUGAUUGAGCCUAUACGUUGAUUGAGCCUAUACAUUCAGUUGGGGGAUUUUUUCCUACCCCAUGUCCCUGUGUGUGGAACCAGGAUUCAGAAGUGACCCCCGUUUUUACUGAAUCUGAAGGACCAUUUCCAGCCUGUUAGCACUGGGCCCUGUGUUUGUGUGGGGUGGAGCAGAUGUGCUGAGCAUCCUUCGAGAGAAGCUGGGCUCACUGCAGGACAAGGCACUCCAGAGCAGUGUUCUGUUAGCAUGUCCAGGGGCACUCCUGUCCCCCUGAGCUGGUGGUUCUGUGCUGUACUUGGCUCAUUCCCUCCCUCCCAGGCUGAUGGGAGUGGGCAAGUACCAAACCAAGCAGUGCAAGUUGUAAUUAAGCCUCUGCUGUGUUUACAUGUUUCUUAAUUCGUCGUCUUUUCAAUGGCUGUAUUUUAAAACUUGGGUUUUUUUGUCUCUCCAAUUAAAAAGAGCCAGCCCUGGCUGUCAAAUGCUG